AUGAGUCCUGCCAUUAUGGCAACAACAACGACAACACCACCACCACAAAUGACUACUCAACUAUCAGCUACCAGUCCAUUCGACUUCAAUUCACCAGCCAUCAUUCUAAUUUUUAUUCUCAUUAUAACUCUACUCGCUACACUGAUUGUAUUCUCGAUAAUAGUUGUUGUCAUUUAUUUUCUCGGUCAUUGCCGAAACAUCGAUCGAUCAGCACAUUACACGUCAAAGUCAACUCAAACCAGAUGGUUGCCGCACCAAGACGAACAAGACACAAUUUAUCUGUCGCCGGUAAUCCGACAGGCACCAGACCGAGUACCCGGAUUGGAUCGUCCACCAUUCGACAGAAAUCAAAAUCUUCCCCAGCAGCAGAUACUUGAGAACCCACAUAUCCAACUCGUAAGUAGCACGACACCACAACGAAUUCACCGUAUUAUUACCAAUGCGUCUGAAACCUCCCAUAAUGACUUUCAUGUUGGAUACAUAUGUGCACCCACCAACAGUCAGCAAACAUCUACUUCAAGAAUCACUGGGACCACUCCAUAA
Molecule: messenger RNA, 543 nt
Organism: Adineta ricciae
Lineage: Eukaryota; Metazoa; Rotifera; Eurotatoria; Adinetida; Adinetidae
Source: the annotation of a GenBank genome assembly